AUGUCGAGUGACAAUAAGAACGACAAGACAAAGAACGAUAAGAGAAAGCGAGACGGAUCUAUAGGCGACCAAGAUGAUUUUCCCUCUCCUAAGCGUGUACAGUACGACGAGAUGCGCGAGCAAAUGAGAGCAUUACAAGGACAAAUGCAACACCUAGUGAAUUUGCAUUUUCAGAGGGACGAGGACACACAAUCGACCGCGGAAGAACCUCCACUAAGUGACAUCCUAGAGCUGGGUAAACACAAGGCUGAGGUUAACGCCAAGAAGAAGGUAGUUCAGGCUGAUCCGACAAAACUACAGACCUUAUCAGGGCUUCAGAGGUUUGAGAUGGAUGAUUGGAAAGACAUUAGGUAUGGCGAUACUCCUAGAGAAUUUUCAGCCUCACCGGGAUUCACAGAGCUCAAGGUCAACGAAGAGCUCUGCUACCUAGACAAAGGUAAGGACUAUCAACAGUCAACCGAUCGGUUGCUAGCAGGUCUAGCUAACGCAGUAUUGACGCAGGACAUAAUCGAAUGGGCUAACCAGUAUCCAGAUGGUAUAGGUUCUCAAGAUUUAAUAAACAUGUUUAUCCUAAACUUUGGGGAAAAAUCGAAAACCUUCCGUAAUUCUGAAAAGAUGUUACAGAUAAUUUGCGGAAAGAGGGCCUCUUAUAUUGAAGCGAGAUGAGAGAGGAUAAUUAAUGAGGCACCGAAUAAACAGGUUCAAGGAGCGCUGAAGAGAAUUCCUCUUAGUCCUGAGUACCUUUUCGGUAAGGAAAAACUUUCCUCCUUAAUUACUUCUUUAGGAGUCGCGCAGAUCUGGUUGAAAAAGCCGGCGCACAGCAGUGGUAAGCAGAGCGGCUCUAACAGUUUUAGCAGGAUUCCAAGACGUGAUAACUCCUACACACUGAGAGCUUCUCAAACAUCAACUAGUAGACUUGACCAGGCCAGGCCACAGUACAGAAAAAUAUUCACCAAGAAGGAUUCAGCCAAGCUUACGCAGUCGAAUACAUUUCGUAAGAAAGACAGCAGGUGACUAUAUGGCAGCAAGACAAUUCUCAGAGGGCUAGCUAGCCGAAAUUGCGGAGGAAUGGGAGAGUCAGGAUGCUCCACAGGUAAUAUUAAAUAUUAUAGCAAAUUUCCGAAUCUCAUUUGCAGAAAAACCAAUUCUGUCCAACAAUUGGAGAGACUCUCGAUGCGAAACGCCAUUCUCAAACCAGAUGGCUGAUCAGAUAGAACUUUUAUUACGACAGGGUGUCUUGGAGAAGGUCCCAUACCUGGGACCAAGCUUCGUUUCGAAAAUGUUCUUGGUGAAGAAGAGCCAUGGAGGCUGGCGUCCUAUCUUCGACCUUCGGAACCUAAACAGGUAUGUAGAGGUGAAGGAAUUUCAGCUAAUUUCCCACUCAAAGAAUUCAGAUUUUCUACAAUUGAGAGACUGGCUAGUGCGAAUAGACAUGUCACAAACACACUUCCACAUUCAAGUGGCCGGAGCACACCGCCGCUUCCUCCUACGCCUUCACUUCAGAGGAGAGCUCCUACAGAUGACGUGCAUGCCAUUCGGCCUCUCAUCUGCCCCGUACGUGUUUGCCUCGGUGCCCAACUGGGUAGCAGAGCUACUGCGCUCAAAAGGCAUAAGAGUGGCAGUGUACCUGGACGAUUUUCUGGUUGGCAGAUCAACUGGGACAAAAGCAUCUUAAAGCCUUGCCAGGAGUCAGAUUUCCUGGGAAUAGCAUGGAACACGCAGACCGGUGUGAUAAGGCUUCCAUCCAAGGCCAGAAACAUCCAAACCCUGGUCCAGGAAGUUGUAAAGGAUCAAAGUUGUACCUUAAAGAAGGCUCAGAGUCUUCUGGGACACUUGAACUUUGCGAGCUUCGUAAUUCCAAGCGGCCAGCUCCAUUGCCGUCAUCUCCAACGGUUCUCGACUCAUUCAGUCAGAACCGCCCUCGACAGAGGCUUCGAAUAAA
Messenger RNA from Cotesia glomerata, 1942 nucleotides. RefSeq lists its product as uncharacterized. Bases 1 to 666 code for a protein of 221 amino acids. NCBI's taxonomy places the organism in Eukaryota, Metazoa, Arthropoda, Insecta, Hymenoptera, Braconidae. The transcript has 2 exons. The record is from RefSeq and is a predicted model, not a curated record.